Molecule: messenger RNA, 2064 nt
Organism: Lasiodiplodia theobromae
Lineage: Eukaryota; Fungi; Ascomycota; Dothideomycetes; Botryosphaeriales; Botryosphaeriaceae
Product: CCCH zinc finger and RRM domain-containing protein
Exons: 8
Coding region: 1-2064 (687 amino acids)
Biological process (GO): mRNA processing
Cellular component (GO): nucleus
Molecular function (GO): RNA binding
Source: RefSeq, a predicted model, not a curated record
AUGCUCAUCAGCGACGAUGACGCCGUGCUGCUAAAGAAAUGGAUUGUCAAGAGGCUGGAAGACAUCUCCGACGCAGAUUCCGAUGUCCUCGCAGACUACGUACUAGCUUUGGUCAGGUCCGAAGAUUCAGAUGAGCAGGUGAAGGUCAAUUGCUUGGAGAAUCUGGAAGAUUUCUUGCGCGACCACACUGGAUCGUUCGUCGACGACGUCUUCAACACCAUCCGCACGAAAUCGUACCUUCCGGAAGACGCGUCUUCAGCGCCUCAAGAAACACAAGCCGAGUCGCAGCCUUUCAACCCGCCUAGUGGCCCCGCCAAUGAUCAAUCGCGCAAGCGGACAUGGGGAGAUCGGGCAGGCAGCGAGCAGCGCGAUGGUCCGGACUCUCACUAUAGCCGCGGAACCGGUGGAGAAAGGGCCAUCAAGCAGAUGCGCCGAGGAAACUACCAGGGUGGGGGCGGCCGGGGAGGUCGCCACGGAGACAUGAGCAUUGCGGGCUUCCCUCAGGUUGACCCCAACAACCCGAUGAGCGCGAUCAUGGCCAUGCAAGCUUUAGGCUUUCCCCCUCUGCCGGGCAUGCCGCAGCUGCCCAUGGGCGCGCCGAACAACUUCGGCCAGAAAUACGACCCGAAGAACGCUUCCAUCGAUACCGACCGCAGAGCGAACGGUCACAGCGAUCGCCGCCAUCAUGAUAGGAGCCGUGGAGGUAGAGGGCGUGGCCGCGGUGACAGUGGUCGCCGUGGAGGACGCGCCCACUUCUCCCAAGCCGGGCCCAAUCAUGACCGCUCCAUCACGACCAUCGUCAUAGAAAACAUUCCCGAAGAGAAAUUCUCCGAAGACGCCGUACGCGAGUUUUUUUCCGAGUUCGGCAACAUCGAGGAGAUCACGAUGCAUGGAUACAAGCGUCUUGCGAUGGUCAAGUACGAUGACUACUCGUCUGCUCGCAAAGCGUACGACAGCCCGAAGGUCAUCUUCGAUAACCGCUUCGUAAAGGUAUACUGGUAUAAGCCGGACCAACACUCGGACGUCAAUGGUUCAAAUGGCAGGCGUAGUACCGAAGGCGUGAAGAAGGAGGAAGAAGAGAUGAUCGAUAUGGAGGAGAUUAAGCGGAGGCAAGAGGAAGCGCAGAAGGCACACGAGGAGAAGCAACAAAAGCUUAGAGAGGCGGAGGCGAAGAAGGCUGAGUUAGAUGCGAAAAUCAAGGCGCAAGCCGAAGAGCGCAAAAAGCUACUGGAGAAAUUGGCAGCGAAGUCGGCCAACAAGAAAACCGAGGCGCCAAGCUCGCCAACGAUCAAGGGCGGCGAUGCGGACGUCAAGUCGGAUGCGUCAUCGUCGAUAGGAGCCAACGGCUCGAGCGAGUCAAGGACCCCUGGCUCGCAAACCGAGGCAUUGCGGUUGAAGCUCGCGCAGCUGGAGGCGGAGGCGGAGAGCAUGGGGCUCAACCCCAACGAUCCUGGCUAUGGUACAAGCACUUCGUAUCGUGGCCGCGGCGGCAGGGGAGCUUCCCGUGGACGCGGCAGCUGGGCUCCUCGCGGUCGUGGUGGCUACGAUCCUUCAUACAGAGGCGGAUAUCGCGGUCGUGGCGGCUAUGGCAUGCCCAGGGGCGGCGCCGUCAAGCGUUUGGACUUCCGGCCUAGGAGAGUCGUGGCCAAGAUUGGCAAUGGAGAGGAAGAGUGGACGCCAGAUAGGGAUGAGGCGCUGCGCAGCCACCUUUUCAACAACUUCGAGUUUGACAGCAUCGACACAUACCCGGAGGGAGGCAAGAACGCCAUGGUCAUCGCCUUCAAGGAGCGGUACAUUGCUGAGAACUUCAUUGCACAAUCUCAAGAGAUCCCGUCGAUUGGUAGAGUCCAGCUCUCAUGGGCACCCAAUCCGCCGAACGCAAACAACCAGCAGCUACAACAAGGCGUGUCGUCGAAGCCGGAGUCGGUGGCUGAUGGUGAUAGCGGAGAAGACGUGAGUAUGGGCGAGGCGGGUGCUGGUGCGGUGAGCAGCAGUGCUGGUGUCGGCGGCGGUGCGGAGGAGUUUGAUGUUGCUGAUGAUGAGGACCGCUGGAUGGCGGCUUAA